Messenger RNA from Varroa destructor (honeybee mite), 2517 nucleotides. RefSeq lists its product as uncharacterized. Gene Ontology annotation, biological process: regulation of transcription by RNA polymerase II. Gene Ontology annotation, molecular function: protein binding. Lineage: Eukaryota; Metazoa; Arthropoda; Arachnida; Mesostigmata; Varroidae. The record is from RefSeq and is a predicted model, not a curated record. Gene Ontology annotation, cellular component: nucleus.
GUUGGGCACAGAUUAACUCGAGCCCUGCCGGGGUGAAGAUCGCUCGGGAUCGACGCGACACACCACCCGCCACCCCAUCGUGGCGUUACCACCCUACCUCGGUUCCUCUCAGUUGUACCCAACAGAGAAGUACGCAUUUCAGAAGUUAGAAAUUCGUGGCCAAUUUCCACCAACAGCGGCGAUGGGUCUGAAUUCAUAAUGGAGGGCGAGCGACGCCAUUGCAGUUUAUCGGAGUAACUUAACCGUUAGGCCUAGCGUGGGGAUCGGCGUGUGCAUGGUGUAAUCGUCAGGCGUGUUCUUCGAUGCAGGACCAGAGCAGACCUUUGCGUUUAAUUUGUUCAUCGUAAAUGCUGUUUUACGUGUGAGACCUCAUUCGAAUUGACCAAAGAUGGGUAGCACGCAACAGUUCUGUUUAAAAUGGAACAACCACCAGUCGAAUAUGCUGUCGAUAUUCGACCAGCUAUUGUCCUCAGAACAUUUUGUUGACGUCACAUUGGCCUGCGAUGGGCUAUCAGUGCGCGCACACAAAAUGGUGCUGUCCGCGUGCAGCCCAUUCUUUCAGAGUCUAUUCAUCCAGAAUCCGUGUGAGCAUCCCAUCGUCAUUCUUAAGGACAUUCGUUUUGUUGACCUCAAAGCCCUGGUACAAUUCAUGUAUCGGGGGGAAGUCAAUGUGAGUCAGGACCAGUUGCCUACCCUUCUCAAGGCCGCUGAAGCUCUCAAAAUCAAAGGUCUCGCCGAGGUGACGAAUGAGUCGGGCAGCCAAAAACCUGGCGUACCUUCAGUACCUCCAGGUUCGGUUGGCGGUCCCCUAGGAGCGUCGCUUGGCGGCGGGCAUACCCACAGCCAUAACGGUCAUCUGGCGAAGUCGGAACAAGCCGCACAGUUGGCGCAGCAACAGCCCUCUGUACAGGCCGCUGCUGCAGUCGCUGCUGCAUCGCCGUUAGCCCAGAGUUUGGCGCCUGCCGCCGCCGCCGCCCAAAACGCGCUCGUCGCCGCAAUGCAACAAACUGCGUUAAAGCAGGCACAGGCGCAACUUGUCCAGGCCGCACAGGCUGCCCAGGCUGCCCAGGAGCGCCAAAACGCCACCUCCCAAUCGCUCUCAGCCGCUAGCAUGGCUAGCCACGAAAGCAACUCAAAUGCGUCCACGCCUCUCCGUCAAACCGACUCGCCGAUGUCACAGCAAAACCGGAAACGGCGCCGAAAAUCGGCCGGUUCCGAGAAGGGCUCGGGAGACGAGGGGUCUGGUGUUGAGAGUGGAGCGGAAGACAACCUUGAUGAGACGCGUGGCGCGUCCGAUGACGAAUCGGCAGGCGAGGAGGCCGAAUUCGAGCCGUCGAAGCUUCUCGAACAGAGCAUGACUGAGGUUCGGCAAGGUGCCGGACACCAGGACAACAACUCUUCGAGCUCGGACAACCUGACGAAGGACGACAUCAAGCCGGCUAUAAACUUUGACGCAGCCACGCCCGGUGCCUUGGCAAGCCUGAACACGCAGGACCCGACAGCUGUGCUGGCCUUCGCGGCCGCCGCACAAGCUGCUCAGGGCGCCUCAGGAGGGGCCGGCGAUUCUGUUGCCGGACCCUCGCAGCCCACUCACGGUAGGUUGUCCCCAUCCGCUUGUUGCUCUGAUACUGCACCCCGGAGCUGGUUUGCAUGCGUGGCUUGGGGAUCGCUGCAGUCAGAGUCGCCUCUGUCUCUCUAAAGAGAAAAGACAAAUCGAACUACUAUUGGGCUCCAUCGGCACACGGUGUCUGACAUGCUAUCCGUCAGACGCACGUGUUCGGUGUCCCUACUUGCUAUCCCCCCCCCCCCCCCCCCUAUCUAUCUAUCUGCAUGCUCUUUCCGCACUUGGUGCAAAUUCGACGAUGGUGAUGCGCGGCGGCUCUCCGUCACGACGGCUCAUCACCCAACACCACUUCGCUAAAAAAGACUUCGACGUCGAAAUUGGCUACCUUCAAUCGUCAUCGUCAUCAUCAGCAUCAACAACGAUCUUCAAACGUAUCUUCAAAAAGCUUCAAAAAAGUACAGUGCCAAGUACGUACGAGGCUCGGGUGUCGUCUACUGCGAACCGACAGGGUCGUGGUAGACACGUCGGGGUCUCACUUUGCUUUUUUUUUUGCAAAAUAUAUCAAAUUAAUAUUUGAUUUAUGCAUAUAUAUUCGAUGGAGCGCAGGAAGGCGAAAAGGUGAGAUAGAGUAGUUGAGAUGGAUGAAUCACUAACCUUUCUAGGAUGAAGAACUAAAAACUUGGCGUCACGAGCCAAAGAUCACACAGGAAUACAUGAAGCGCGAUUUUCGUCGAAUACACGAAGAGGAGACACAUUUAGCGAAGGUAGCAGACUGACCAUAACAUCACCACAGACGAGCACUAGUUAUAUUUAGCGGAAAUAGUAUUAACUACGAACUUAAUAAAACAGACGCGCCGAAAGACGAACACUAGGUCAACCCCCGCCAUUGGCGGAUGAGAUGAUGAAGUCAAGAAGUCAGAGGAUGUUUAAUAAAUUGACUGUGAUAUUUUAUA